Messenger RNA from Pelobates cultripes (western spadefoot toad), 8395 nucleotides. The record is from the annotation of a GenBank genome assembly. Lineage: Eukaryota; Metazoa; Chordata; Amphibia; Anura; Pelobatidae.
GAAAGCUCUAAUCCCUGUUCCAAUAGCUACAGUCAAAGGAACUUUGAAAAUAUCUUUAACCGUUGGAUAUACGGAUAGUUUCGGUUUCUCUUAUCUCGGCCUGCAGGUUGAUGGAAAUGGAAAUCUUGACGUACAGGUGCUGGGUGGAGUAAAGUAAGUAUUGCCAACAUUGCAUUUCAUAAAAUUAACAUUGUAUCAUUUCCAUACUUGGGAACAAUGGUGGGAAGGUAUUUAGUGAAUGAAAAACCACAGAAGAUUUGGUAUCAUUGAGUUAUGUUUGUUAUGGGGACAGUCAGAAAUGAUUAGUAAUAUUGCUAUUUAAAGAGGGAACCUAUACAAGGUUAGAGAGUAAUGUCCUAGACAUCACUUAUCACAAUCAUAUUUGCGUUUUGUCCCAGUUAUUUAACUAUGCAAAGGAAUAAAAUGUUCAACAAAGUAAAUCCAUCAUAAUAUAAGGUAGUAAGAUAGUUCAUAAAAUGGCUCUGUAACAUCAAACAUAAGCUCUAUUGAUUACACUUUCAUUCUUCUAUCUGAAUCUGCUCUUCUUUUCUUUAUUUCUGAUCUAUUUUUCAUUCAUAGGUAUUACUUUGCCUUGUUUAAUUUUUCUAUGUCUGACAAAUCUUGACAAAGUGUGGAGUUUAAGGCAAGCUCCACUUCCUUUGUCAAGUUUGUCAAGCUAAUAAAGCAAUUGGAGCUUACUUUAAGCUCCACCCAUUCUCAAGGUUUAUCAGGCCUAGGGGAAAUACAUAAGACAAAGUAGUCCGUAUGUGCCUUGCUAAGUAUCAGAUAAAAAUUACAGUUUAAUACAUUGUAUACAAUUUUGCUAUCACUUUGUUGCUAUUGCGACAAUUUAAACAGCAUGUGGCUGAGUGAUUUACCAGGCAGCAGCUCAUUUGUCACUGUUUGGAAUCUUUGCGAGGAGACGUUAAAGUCAGCCUGCAGGUUAAAAGUGGCGACAAGUUUGGAAACCUGUCAGUAAACAGAAGCUGCAACUACACACCCAUUGCUAAUAGUGACAACUUGACAUAUAUUUACAAACAAUAUUGGAAAUGAGCCGUUAACAUGAUAUAAUGCACAACUGUAUAUUUAGGCUCUUUUAAACACGGUUAUCAUGCAUUGCAAGUUUGUUUAGUUAUUUAUCCCUGUAUUAACCCUCUAACAUGGGGUAGGCAACCUUGGCACUGCAGAUGUUGUGGACUACAUCUCCCAAAGUGCGUUUAAAGCCAUAAUACUACUCACACGACAUAUCAUAAGGGAAUUAUGGCCCUGUACAUGUCCCUGUCCACGAGAGUCUUCAACUCUGGUUUCCUCUCCAACAAAUCUUUAAUCAGUAACAGUACUCGCCAUGGAUGCCCACUGUCUCCACUUUUAUUCAUACUUUGGUUGGAAGCACUCAUACGCCACAUUAAAAAUACACCAAGGUAUAGAGGACAUUUCUACCCCAGUGGGAGUCCAAAAACUAUCACUCUUCGCAGAUGACGUGCUCCUGUUCAUCACAAAACCCAUGCACUCUAUUCCGAAUCUAAUGAAUCUACUGUUAUUAUAAGGACAAGAAAAUUCCUACUAUACAAUCAACCUAAAAAAAACACAGGCUUUACCAGUGGGCAUCCCUACACAUACGCUCCAGUUACUCAAAUCACAACAUCCCUUUGACUCCUUAAAAUACUUAGGAAUUAACUUGACUAAAUCAACCUCCCAACUGACUCACGAAAACCAUAUUCCACUUACCGUUACCCUACAGACACAAGUAGACACGUGGCAAAACCUGGAAAUCUGGAAAUGGUUAGGGAGAGUAAAUAAUGUUAAAAUGAUGGCACUACCCCACGUUUUAUAUUAAUAUCGCACUAUACCCAUAGCACUGGGAGAAUAAUUACUCCACAGGUUUCAAAACAUAUUUAAUGCAUACAUUUGGAAGAAAAGGCUAUCGCCAAAUAAAGGCAGACUUGGUGUUCUGAACAUCAAAGUAUUCUACAUAGCUUACAUUAGAAUCCAUGCUACGGUCGUUCACAAUAUGGGACACUAACAAAAACAAACCCAUGGAGAGCACAAGAUUCCUAAUCAAUAGCUGGAGGAAAUGGGCAAGAACCCUCAUAGGCACAAACAACAUUUUAUACUUUACGCCAACACAAACAAUCUCUGAGUUAUUGGAGGAUAUCAAUAUGGAAUCAUGGCACCAAAAAGGAAUAAAAUUGAUAACAGCUGUACACAGAAAAAGGUCUAAAACCCUUUCCAGAUCUCCAAAAGGAGUUUACACUACCCUCCAGAGAAGUCGUCACAUACAUUAGAAUCAAGCAUAUCCUUCACACACUACAUACUCGCCAAUGCGAGGAAUCCCAACUUACAAAUUUUGGUCCAUACUGCAUAAGUAAACACCCACAAACAAAACCAAUAUCCCUUUGCUAUACAGCCCUAAACGACACAAACACACUCCACAAACACAAAUACACUGUACUAUGGGAAUCCGACCUUAACAUCAAUAUUCCCACUCCACUUUGGCUACAAACAAUGCAGUCAACAAGAAAGGUAUACCACAGCUUAUCCCACUGGGAAGCGUAUUGUAAGAUGUUAAUGAGAUAGUACUUAGUGCCGACCAGGUUAACAACCAUGUACCCACCGGUCUCCAAAAUAUGCUGGAGAUGCGAUCUCCAUAAAGGAUACAUUUUCUGGGAUUGCCCACUAGUGAAGGGGUUCUGGCAGACGAUAGAAAAAAUCAUAAGACUAAUAACGAACCGCAGGAUACCAUUCACACCAGAAUGUUACCUACUCCAUUUGUCACCUGAGCUGUUCUCAGAUAAUAAUAACCACAUUAUUAUACACAUCUUAACAGCAGCAGAAACUAGCAUAGCAAGCCAUUGGAAGAGCAAACGUAUCCCUUCUCCCUUGGAGAUUUGGAAUAGAAUCAAAACCAUAGCAGACUAUGAACAGAUGGCAUACAGGAUGAAAGGACAAGCAGAUAAAUACACCAAAAGAUGGGCAAGCUGGCAAACCCAUAGCAUAGCAGUGAAAAACAUUAAGAGUACACCCUAGGAAAAGACACAUUACCUCGCACAAAGGCAAUACGCGGGGGAGACUGUUACACACAUACUAUUUCCCUCUUUCCAAUAGAGCAUCACAGGCAGCAUGGCAGUGCAUACACCUGUUCCCCCUAAUCUCCCAGUUUCUAACCCCUGCCUUGCCCCUCACCUCCUAAACUAGAAUAUGAUGCCCGCGUGCAUAACCAAAUUCCUGGAAUACAAUAACCCAAAUUUUAAAGUUUAGCAGGAACUGUUGAAAUGUGAUCAGCAACUUUAAUGCUACUAAAUACAAUGUUAAAUUGACCAAAAUAAUCAGGGCCGUCUUUAACAUUGAUUGGACACUGGGCAGGCAUUUGUUUGGGCCCCCUGGAUCCUGCCAUCCAUCGCCCUCCCCCCACACUUUCACUCUCUGGCAUGCAAUCAUGCCCUCCACCCCAACACAGUGGCAGAACUAAUGUAGACAGGGCCCUGGUGCAAGACAUUGUUUUGAGCCUCCCCUCUAGCGCAAGAGUAGAGAAAAGAUAGAUCCUCAUCUGUUGUACAAUUCCAACGAUGCUAUGCCAGUUGGGGAUCUACCAUUUGUCCAUUUUUGCAGGGCUGUAUUUGUGAGCAGUGUUUGUGCAUUUGAAUGUGAGCAUGUUGUUGUAUACCGUAUGUGUGUGCAUGUAGGGUGUAGUAUUGGUGUUUAAGUGUAGGGAUGUGUUUCUAUAUACUUUUUGAGUUUGAAUUCAGGGGUGUGUUUGUAUGUAAUGUUUGCAGGGGUGUGGUUGCAUGUUGUGUUUGAUUGCCGUGAUGUAUGAUAUACAUUCACAGAUAUACAUACACAUUAGCACACUGAUACAUGCACACAUCUGGACACAUGCACACACUGACAAAGACUGGCGUAUACACACACAGCCACAUACAUAAAUACACGUGCACACACAGAGAUAAAAACACUGGCACAUCCACACACAGAGAUACACACACACACUGACACAGAUAUAUACACAAAUACAUAUGUAUUUGUGUGCAGUGUUGGCGUAGGAAUGCUGGGAUGUAUGCAUUGUCACACAGAUGCACUUACACAGAAACAGUGAUACACACAGGAACACAGAUACACAUGCAGUGGUGUAUUUGUGUGCAUUGUUAAUGUUGAAAUGCAGGGUUGUAUUUGUGUGCAACUUACACAUACUGACACUCAUACACACACAGGUACAUACACACAGACAAGCAGGUAUACAUACAAACUGACACAUAGGUGUACAUACACACAGAUACACAUAAACACUGACACAAAGGUACAUGUACACUGACACAAACACAGCCACAUAAACACACACUGACACAAACAGCAAGAUACACACUGACACAGCCAGAUACACACUUACACACACAGUCAGAUACACACACACACAGUCAGACACAAACACAGCCAGAUACAAUCACAGCCAGCCAGAUACACACACACACACACAGUGAGAUAUACACACAGUGAGAUAUACACACACACACACAGUCAGAUACACACACACAGUCAGAUACACACACACACACACACACACAGUCAGAUAUACACACAUACAGCCAGAUACACAUACACACAUACAGUCAGAUACAGAUACACAUACACACACACACACACUGACACAAACACACACAGAGUCAUAUGAAUUCACAUAGUUUAGCCACCCUCCUUACCUUUACAGACGUGUGGCUUCCCUGUGGUCCAGUGGGAGCUGGAUGGCUGAGAUUGAUGGGAGUCUUCUUCUUCUUGGUCUGUACCACCUCCUGCUCUCCAUGUAUGCCUCCUCCUCCUCCCCAGCGGCACUCUGUUAAUUGGGAGGAAGUGACCUCACAACACUUCCUCCCAGCAGGCAGGACGACAGGGGCUCGGUCAGGAGCUCUCUUAAAGGGCCGGGGGCCCCUGAUUACAUCACCUGCUGCAGCCCACCGGGAUAUUUCUCAGUAUCCCGGUGGGCUGUUCAGACCUGGCUGCGGGCAGGGGGCCCACAGGGCAGCUGCUUUGGGCCCCCCAGGAGCAACUGGGCCCGGGGCGCUGCCCCGUUUGCCCCUUGUUAAAGACGGCCCUGAAAAUAAUGCAUCUUGGACGUAAAAACCCAAGGGCAGAGUACAGAAUAUUUGAUAGAGUCCUAACCUCAACAUAUGAGGAAAGGGAUUUAGGGGUGAUUAUUUCUGAUGACUUAAAGGUAGGCAGACAAUGUAAUAGAGCAGCAGGAAAUGCUAGCAGAAUGCUUGGUUGUAUAGGGAGAGGUAUUAGCAGUAGAAAGAGGGAAGUGCUCAUGCCAUUGUACAGAACACUGGUGAGACUUCACUUGGAGUAUUGUACACAGUACUGGAGACCGUAUCUUCAGAAGGAUAUUGAUACCUUAGAGAGGGUUCAGAGAAGGGCUACUAAACUGGUUCAUGGAUUGCGGGAUAAAACUUACCAGGAAAGGUUAAAGGAUCUUAACAUGUAUAGCUUGGAGGAAAGACGAGACGGGGUGAUAUGAUAGAAACAUUUAAAUACAUAAAGGGAAUCAACACAGUAAAGGAGGAGACUAUAUUUGAAAGAAGAAAAACUACCACAACAAGAGGAUAUAGUCUUAAAUUAGAGGGACAAAGGUUUAAAAAUAAUAUCAGGAAGUAUUACUUUACUGAGAGGGUAGUGGAUGCAUGGAAUAGCCUUCCAGCUGAAGUGGUAGAGGUUAACACACUACAGGAGUUCAAGCAUGCGUGGGAUAGGCAUAAGGCUAUCCUAACUGUAAGAUAAGUCUAGGAACUAAUGAAAGUAUUUAGAAAAUUGGGCAGACUAGAUGGGCCGAAUGGUUCUUAUCUGCCGUCACAUUCUAUGUUUCUAUGUUUCACCAAUGCAUGUUGUAUAACUAUUGUAUAACUAUUCGUUUGUAAAUCUGCACUAUGAUGUACGCACAUGGAAUAUGCUGAGAUAUGAAACAUGUAUUUACCUACCCCUCCUUUGCUUUUCCUUACCCCGGUACAAACAUAUUAGAGCAAACUGUUUACGACUGCUGGAGUCUCUACAUUUAGUUUAUUGAUUACAUCGUGUUUUUUGUGUAAGAGAUCUCCGAGGUGUCAAAAGCUUCUGUCUGAAAUCUGAUGCUCUACAGAAAACUGAUUUUUAGUAGCUACACGCAAUUGCUGAUGUAUGUUUAGUAUUCAUAAUGAGUCACUUUCUAAGCAACUAAUUCAUCUUUUUGAUUUCCUUCCAGAAUUUCUGCGGCAGGAACAUGUACUCUUUAUGUAGAAAUUCUAAAAACGGUUACCAGUAAGGUAUGUUAUAUUGCUGAGAAUACCAACUAACAGUUUGCCAUUAGGGUGAUUAGUUUAUGUAAUGACUUGUGCAUGUGAGUUGCCCUUUUUAUUAUUUAGUUUUAAAUAUUUUUUUAUUGUAAGAUAUGCUUUAUUGCUAGCUAUAUAUUUAUACUGCACCAGACUGCCUAUUCUGUUAUUCUGAAAAUGUAACAAAGAUUUUCAGUAAGUUAUGUUAUAUUGUUAAGAUCUUCUACAUUGACACAGGAAGGAAAGGGCUAGAUUUUCAGGUGGACUCUCUGGUACAGAAUUCUAACUGAUCUGUGUUUAUUAACCAGCACCAUAAUAAAUCACAAGUACUUAGGUCGAGUAAAGUUCUAAGAGGGGUAGCGACCAUCUCAAAGGGAAUAGUCUACAUUCUCUAUUUUGUGUGAUAGGGGAAGGACCUGCCACAGCAGUGUUAAGUAGUGUGUGUAACUAUCUAAAUUAAGUAUGAGUGUCAAAAACGAAAAAAAAUAAUCUUUUUUAUUACACAUUUUUAAAUAAAGACAUUAAUUACCAAUCCAUACUAAAAAUGUUAAAAAAAGAAAACUUGGAAAUGUACAAACUAAACAAAAAUAGACCUCCGUCCCUCUUUCCUUUUGUUUGUUUUAUUUCCUAUCCACUAAAAUGUCUGCAUUCCUAUUCCCAAAUUAUAGCUGGUUUGUAUUAAUAGUUUUGAAGUGAGGUGCAAACAAUCGAGUUGUCAUAACAUUACAAAUUGUUGUACAAAAUAUCAAAUUCUCAAAACUCAAUCAUGUUAGAAGUUUAAAAAAAUUAUAAUUUUGCCCAUUGCGGAAUAAAUUGUGUAAUUAUGUAGAGAAUAUAUCACAAUAAGUUUAUGAUUUCUAUUAUUUAUUUAAUAAAUUGCAUAAAAGUAUUUCAUUUUCGGUUGGAUAACCUUGUGAUUUUGUCAUAAACAAGAAAAAAAAACAUAUCUAAAUUUGACAUAAAAUUCUGAUGCAAAGAGUAUAUUAAAUAUGUUAUAAUAAUUAUGUUUCUCCCCCUUAGUUGUUGACUCCUGCACAAUCUUGCGUCGAUAAAAUUAAGGACAACCCUUACUACCAAGGUAAAAAUAUUCUUGUUCAUUGAUGAUUCAUUGGCAUCUGCACAUUCAUAAACAUAACUGCCAAAAGAUCUAAAUUGAUCAUACUUCUACCCAAAAAUGCUGAAAGAUAAGCUAUUAAGUCAUUUUUAAAAAGUCUUGUUUCUCCAUAAUAUCCUUAAAAUUAGCCCAUGUUGGGUUAUGCCCUAAUUACCCCAAAAGCAUUAUGGACUCGGUGUUUGAUUCUCUUUCAUUGUGUUUGUAUAUUUAUGUUUAAAAUUAACCUCUCAUGAGCAGUUCACUUUAAAUGAUAAAAUCUCCUAUACAAUCAAUAUAUCAUUUAUCACAAUAAUAAUAAUUAUAUAUUGAAUUGAUUGUUGAGAGGUUAAUCAAAUGCAUUCCUCGUCCUUCACAUCAUUACUGCCACAAUAAUCCAGAGUUCACAUGCUACACUGACAUAACAUCCACCCCUGCCCUGCCUUCUCCUAUUUUGUGAUUGGCCCAGCUUUAACAAUUUAGAAGACAGUGCACUCUCCCACCUGUCAGCAACACGCUGGUCUAGCACUGGAUAUAAUCUUAGUUGUUUGCCUGGCAUUCAAUUUAUUUUGAAAUUAUGAACGUAUCCCAAGCACCUUUGCAUUGCAUUCCACAUCCUAAUGAAACAUCACAAACACUAUAUUCACUACAGCUUGUUUUACUAGUUAAGGUUCUAUCUCUGCUAACUUAAACGUGAUUUCCCUCACAUUUAAUUAUGUCAAAAUAUUCAUCAGUUUUAGACAUAUUCCAGUUGUCUUUGCAAUCAAUUUGUUAUAAUAGGUAGUUUUGGCACUUUGCUACCUGAACCUGCUAAAAAAAUGAAAAUGAUUUAUUAGCAAAAGAAGCAAGAAAUCUAAGUACAUAUGUGUCAAUUAUUAUCUAGAUUGUUCUAGAAUCAUUUUAAAAUAUAUUGACACAACAAAAUAAAGUUUAUGUUGCACUGGUUUGAAAUGUGCUCUCUUUUCUUUUUACAGGUUACUGCACAGCUGGCCCAUUGACCUGCGACGUUUAA